Molecule: messenger RNA, 2178 nt
Organism: Rhizoctonia solani
Lineage: Eukaryota; Fungi; Basidiomycota; Agaricomycetes; Cantharellales; Ceratobasidiaceae
Exons: 11
Coding region: 1-2178 (725 amino acids)
Source: RefSeq, a predicted model, not a curated record
AUGUCUGAAAGGGCAUCUAUAUCCAAAGACCCCGUGCUACCACCUAGCGCCCCCCGAAGGUUGGCCUCUAGAUCACCGUCGACUUCGCGAGUGCGUUUGCGCGACCCUGGGCGCGCAAGCAUUGACCGAGAAUCAAGUUCAGCAUUGGGGUUAGGGAGACAUGUCCCCCCAUCCUUUGCUUACCCAACGCCAGGUACUGGGCGCAAGAAUGGUACGCGAAGGAGCUUGUUUGUGUUCAAGAAGAACGUUCGAGUCCUAGACUUGGAGCCUGCUUCCGCGCCAAGGCACAACCUACGAGGUAUAUGCGAUGCCGAUGUCGAAGACUCGGAUUCUCCGACGGAGGGGAGUAUUACAACGAGUAGACCGGUGUUUAGCAAGGUCGUGGGCACGAACUCCGCCAAAGACACAGAGAGUUCGCAGAGAAAUGACGAGAGCGAGGACGAAGGCGGAGGCGAGGGUGGUUCGGAGGCGGACUCAAACUCGGACGACAAGGAAGGAGGCGACGAAGUGUUGGGUUCUCCUCGAAGGCGAAAAGGUCCUAUUUCAGCCAAAAUCAGAAGUUCCGAGUUAUCCCAUGCAUCCUCCUGCGCCAAUACUUCCAGGAGCCAGAAACGCGCAAAGUCGUCGGCUGAGAAAGACGCCGGAUUUGAGCGACACCAGCAAAUGGUUAUAUCUAGCCACGCCCUCAAAUCCAUGCUCGAUUUAUGCGCCUUAAAUCAAGCAAAUGAUGCCGGCGAGCUCGUAGCAAAGUUCGACGACGCUGGCAAGGCUGUCUGGUUUGUUAACGGGAUUCUUGUCCCGCAUUUUGAUCGUGGGUUCGACAAAGAGUGGGAAAAAUGGGGGACGAGCGCCAUAGAUGUGAUACGCGACCAGAGCCGCUGGGACCCUUCCGACGUCGAGUACUUGGAGUCUGUGACCGAUGCCGAAUGGAGAGUUGUCGUUAAAAAUGGGGUCUAUGCGACGAUGCUUCGUGUUUGGAAGAAGUACCAGGGAGAUGCAGGCAAAGGGCGGGAGUGGUCGGAUAAACGCAGGAUGUUGAACAGACGUCAAUCCCGGAAGGAUGCGAAAGCUAAAAGUCGCAUGGCAGCGCUCAAAGGAUCGGGACUUGAAGUCGGGGGAUUCAAAUUUACCGGCGAUCCCGGUUUUCAAUCGUCCGAAUAUUCAGACCCGGACGAUCAGAGCCGCCGUGUUGUUCAGGAACCCGAGUACCGAGUCGCAAAGCUUGUCCAAUUUUUGGGGGCGCUUGAUAUCGCAUACAAAGACAACAAGAAACAAUGCGGAAAUCAAAAGGUCACGCGCCGGGAUUUCAAUAAGGUCAAUAACGACGUACCUAAGCUCAAGAAAGGGAAGAUACCGGCUUGGGCUGUUGACAAGGAAUGGGAACGCACAAACCCAAAAGCAUGCAAACAAUCGGCUAAGCGAAUCGACUCGGACCUAGACGAAAUCCCCAAGAAGAAAAAUUCGACAAAUUUAUUGAUCGCCGAUACCCCUGUUCCCUCUAUUACGUUAGCUACGCAGAGCCGGGUCAUUGAAGCGGCCCCAGUUACGACACCUACUCUUCUUGCUGCCAACAUAUGCCAUCCCCCUGGAAAUGCAGUGUGUCAGCCCCCUUUGGAUGUGCCUACAGCUUUGUUAGUCGCCCCCAGUCAUGCCCCCGGGUCUGGUCAGUCAUGGGGUACAGCAAUGCACACCGGUGCGUCAAUGGGGUUUGGCACCGAUGUAGCCUCUGCGGCUCCAAAAGCACCAACAUUUUCCCAGCCUGCGUUCCCGCACUACGGGUACCAACCAGGUUUUCAGCCUGGAUAUCUAUAUGGACAGCCCGGCAGGAACGGAGGUACUCAAGCCCAUAUUCCAAUUGACCCUGCUCUUCAAGGUGAGACAAGUGGUCGCUUGUAUCCCUUGAACGGUAUGCCUCCACCGCCAGAGCUUCAUGAACAAGAAGCCGCCGCCGCGCAAUACAGCCUGACUGCGCAGCCAAAUAUACCCGGGCCAAAUCAACCAUCAAACACCAGACCCUGGGCAACCAAAGCGCGCAAAUCAAGCGUGGCAAGUAGCAGCGGCAAUGUUAAUGUUAAUGGCAACGGCGAUGGGAAUCCUGGGCUUGAUCCAUUGCGACUUCCUUGCAAGCGCCGCGCCCAACAAGUCAAGAAAGUUAAAGUUGUUUUCCGGGGUGCGUAG